Messenger RNA from Sorex araneus (European shrew), 1513 nucleotides. It is a transcript of the gene C2H3orf38, whose product is annotated as chromosome 2 C3orf38 homolog. The record is from RefSeq and is a predicted model, not a curated record. Lineage: Eukaryota; Metazoa; Chordata; Mammalia; Eulipotyphla; Soricidae. The transcript has 3 exons. The coding region runs from base 96 to 1049 and encodes 317 amino acids.
GGCACUUCCGGUGUCUGUUUCCUAGGCGCCCGGCCGAGCCCGGGACGGCUCGGCGUCGUGAGCGUCCUGCUUUCGCCCCCGUUCCCGGGGUCGCGAUGGCGGGGCUCAGCUCUCCCGAGAAGGAGGGUUGCCGGAAGUUGUUGGGCCUGCUGAACACCGACGACAUCCUGGCCCUGUGCGACACCGUCACCAACCGCCUGGUGCGGCCCGAGAACCGCACAGAUGCCAUUCAUGCAAUAUUAGUAUAUAGUCAAAGUGCAGAAGAACUUUUGAAGCGGAGAAAAGUCCACCGAGAUGUUAUAUUUAAGUACUUGGCAUCGCAAGGGGUUGUUUUACCUCCAACUACUGAGAAACAUAAUCUUAUUCAGCAUGCGAAGGAUUACUGGAAUAAGCAAAUAGUCACGAAAUGGAAAGAAACACCACAGCCUAUUAAGACACAGGACCUCAGUCUCUUUCAGAAGCCACAGCAAGAAGAUCAAACUGAGACUCUUGAUUUUCAUCAAUUAGGAGAAAAAUUCUGCCACUGGUUCUUUGAACUUCUCAAUUCACAGAAUCCUUUACUGGGAUUACCCAAAGAAGAAUGGGGACCUCAGCACUUCUGGGAUGAUGUAAAGCUGAGAUUUUUUUAUAAUACUUCAGAGCAAAAUGUAACAGAAUACCAAGGAGCAGAAAUUGUGAGCCUUCGUCUGUUGUCCUUAGUGAAAGAAGAAUAUUUAAUUCUUAAUCCCAACCUAGAUCCCCAUGGACUAAAAUGCGCUUCUUCCCCAUACGGUCUAGUUAUGGUUGGAGUUGCGGGGACUGUCCACCGAGGGAACUCUUGUUUGGGCAUUUUUGAAAAAAUUUUUGGGCUUGUCCGCUCCCCUUUGGUGACGAGUACUUGGAAAAUAAAAUUUAUCAACCUGAGAAUUAUUGGCGAGAAUGCCCUUGCUUCGGGACCACCAGUGAAACCAGCAGUCACAUUUGAACAGAGUGACCUGGAUACCUUUCACAGUCUAAUCGCUUCAGUUACCUGUGAAGUCCGACUUAAUGUGAGACAGGCAAUUGGAUAGUGAGACCAAAGCCGGCCCCGGAGACGAGGGAAAAAGAACUGAAUCUACCUAACCCUCCAAAGCGUUAUCCUCUGUUAGCUUUUGAAAAUCUAUACAGAGACUUUCAAAUGAGUCGACUAAUAAUGUAAGUGGUUUCAGGUGUCAAGAUUGAUAUUUUAAUUGGAAUAGUCUUUCUUGACUGCAAACUAAUAUGUGAAAACUUAACCUAUUUCUACCUGAGUUUCAGCAAAUAUUCCAAGAGCUAAUGCCAUUCUUCAAAUAAAAAUCCAUCACUUUAUAUGUUGUAACUAAUGUGUGCCUUAAAAUGCAGGUAACAUAUAUUUAUUUAGUGAGUAUUUUACUAAAAUAUGUAAUUUUCAUUUGUGAAGGUUAAUAGUUUUUAAGGUAUCUCCCUUUCAUUUCUCAUUUUAAUCUAACUUUGGAUAAAAUGUAUCUCAUGACAGCAUGGUGCUUUAAAAUUAGAG